AUGCCAGAGUUUAUCCGAGCGACCAGCGCCACCAACGACGACGCCGACGACUACGAGGACGCAGCCGAUUUCCUUCGGUUUCCUUUCUUCUGUUGCGGAAGAGACAAGGACAACAAGCAUCUGAAGAUUCGAAGCAGCAAGCUCUCGUACCUGCCGCAACAGACCCUGUACAGCCAUCAGUCUGCGGAGCCGCGCUACACCGCGCAGGAGACUGCGGGAGAGUCUCAGUACGCAGGUAUCCUCGAGCAGCCAAGAAGUGAACAAAAACGUAUGCGCCUAGAUUACGCACAAGCCCUGCAGACCUGCAAGGAGAAGCGACCGCUAUUCGCCGAGAUGGGAUCGUAUAAUCGCGAGAUCCGCAGGCUGACAGAGGAGAUUAAGCAGAUCGAGGCGAUGCAGCUGAUGUGCGGCAAGUCUCGGACCAACGUGGAGCGAGAGAUCCGGAAGCAGAACUUGCAGCAGCAGGCGAUGAUGGACAUCGACAAGAUGCUCAGCGGCAAGAGCAGCAGCCUUGCUGACAUGGGCGAGAUCAACAAGGAGUGUUACAUGACCGUGCGAGACAUCAAGCAGAAGCUGGUACUGUUAACAGUGUCUGCUUCGUCGCUUGGCCUUGCAUGA
This is a messenger RNA of Guillardia theta CCMP2712, 618 nucleotides long. RefSeq lists its product as hypothetical. Lineage: Eukaryota; Cryptophyceae; Pyrenomonadales; Geminigeraceae. The record is from RefSeq and is a predicted model, not a curated record. The coding region runs from base 1 to 618 and encodes 205 amino acids. The transcript is spliced from 5 exons.